AUGUUCCACACCUUUGAAACAGCUCAGUAUACCACCCCCGAGCAGACAGAUUCCAACGCAAGUCCCGUCACCAAAAGGAGGACCUCCACUGUCAGAGCUUGCGAGCCUUGCCGGCGGCGCAAAAUCCGAUGCAAUGGUGAGUAUCCUUGUGAGACUUGCCAGUGGUAUAGGAAGGCCACCUCUUGUCACUAUACCGAGCCCAGACAGCGACAGGUGCCCUCUAGGAGUAGAUCAGUUGAGAAGAUCUCCCACACCCUUCAGGAGUAUCGGGCUAUCCUUCAGAGGCUCUUCCCAGAAGCCCACCCGGAGCAACUCAAAGAUCUUCCACGUGAAAAACUUAUUGAGCUCGUCUCAAAGAGCUGCGCCUUCCAUCCUCCCUCUCCUCGCACCCCUAGUGUGGAAGAAAAGUCGCCUACGGUCGAUCCUGAUGCGGUGAGCCUGGAACGAUUCCAACCAAUGCCUGAAGAGCAUGAUGAUGAGUUCAUCCACACGCCUGAUGCUGUGAAGGGAUUUACAGAUGAGGUCAACUUGUUAUCUGUGUGUUAUAAGCAGAAAACUUCCUAUCUCGGCAUCUCCUCCAUCGUCGCCGUCUUGCGAGUUAUUGCCUGGCUUGAUCCAGAGUGUCUGGCCGAAACUGCCGAAGGACGCGCCGGCCCUUCGUGCGAAGCCUCGGAACGUCCCGGAACCAGUGCGCCUCACCCGAAUACUGUUUCCUCAUCGCCCUGGGACGAAAUCCGUAUGAUCAACGCGUACUUCACCUAUGUCCACCCAUUUCUUCCUCUGAUUGAGGAGCAGAAAUUCAGAGACACGUACAUGACUGCUCAAAGAACGGACUCUAGAUGGCUCUUGCUUGUGAACGCCGUGUUGGCUAUGGGUUGCGUGGCUGCUGGGACGUCUCAUGACACCGCACACCAGGUAUACUUUGCUCGCGCCAAACAACAUCUUAACAUCGACACUCUGGACUCUCCCCACCUUGAGACCGUGCAAGCAUUUGCCAUCCUGGGUGGCGUGUACCUCCAGUAUGUGCAGUUGCCCAAUCAGGCCAAUUCCUUGAUGGGUGUGACGCUCAGAGUGGCCACCAUGUUGGGCUUGCAUCGCGACUACAGCGAAGGUGUCGGCUCCGCAAAGGUCCAGACAGCGGCGUCCUCUAUUGAGAUGAGGCGGAGAAUCUGGUGGUGCGCAUUCAUGGUUGAUGCCUGGGCGGGCUAUGUAUUGGGACGGCCCAGCAUGGGGCGAAUGGGCCAUGCAAUCACGGCAAAGCCUCCUCAAGAGCCGAUCGGAGAAUCACCAAGCCUGCUGGCACUGGUGCAAGAAAAUGUUCGGUUCUGCCUCAUCAGCACAAGGAUGGAAGACGCCCUUGCAAUUUCUCCGCUGCUCGAGGAACAUGAACGCCACGCCUUCGACGCCCUCUACAUCGAAUGGUACAAACAUUCGUCAGUACAAGAUCAACCAACCGAACCGGACCCAAACGAAUCAGCUGGAGUUACUGUACUGAAAAACGUGAUGAGGUGGCGCUACCUUCAUCAUCGAACCAUCCUUCACCGUCCGGUCCUGUUGUGGUACGCAAUGCGCAAGAUUUCCCCGGAUAAAUUAUCCCGCGAAAAGAAGUCUACUAUUGAGCUCUGUCGCAAAAUCUGCGCCGAUCUUAUCCACGAUAUUGCAACCACCUGGCGAGGUCAAGGACCAUGUCAGAUGUCGGGCUGGCAUGCCGCUUGGCUCCUGUAUCAGACAACAAUGGUGCCCCUCCUUUCGCUUUACUCGGAUUCAUUCGACACGAGGGUUCUCACAAGCAGCCGACAGCAAGUCGAGACAGCAAUCCAGGUGUUGAAAGAUCUGCAGCCCUGGUCUACGGCAGCGAGGCGCUCGUCGGAGGUCAUCACCCGGCUGUAUGAAGCGAGUAAAAGGCACGCUCCAUCACCCGAAGAACCUCGAGAUGGUGGUCGUCCAAAUGGUAUGGCAAGUCUUGCGCCAGCCGCGAGUCAUCCACCUCAACAGUCGUCAACGGGCGAUUUCGGCUCUACAUACAUCGACGUUCCGUUUGCCAAUCCCUACGGUGGUUCGCGAAUUCUAAAUCCAGCCAGCCAGGAGAUGUUCAUGGACAAUAUGUUUGACGGUUUAAAAUGGGGCAAUGGUUUGGACAGCCCGACCGGUGGGUCGCAAAUGGUACAUGGUUGGGAUUUUGAUCCCAUGCAAAAUUGGGCUGGUAUUCCCCAAGCGGAUGAUGGCUUCGACCUUGGUUUUUCUGCCCACCUCGGCCAUUUGGGCUUUGACGUGGGCACGCAUACGCAUACGCACACCAAUAACCCUACGAACCACAUGAGUGGUCUUUACGGAAAUAUAAACAUGAACCAACGGCACCUAUCGGGAUAG
Molecule: messenger RNA, 2370 nt
Organism: Capronia epimyces CBS 606.96
Lineage: Eukaryota; Fungi; Ascomycota; Eurotiomycetes; Chaetothyriales; Herpotrichiellaceae
Exons: 2
Coding region: 1-2370 (789 amino acids)
Biological process (GO): positive regulation of transcription from RNA polymerase II promoter by galactose; DNA-templated transcription
Cellular component (GO): nucleus
Molecular function (GO): zinc ion binding; RNA polymerase II cis-regulatory region sequence-specific DNA binding; DNA-binding transcription factor activity, RNA polymerase II-specific
Source: RefSeq, a predicted model, not a curated record